Racocetra persica is the source of this 1083-nucleotide messenger RNA. The record is from the annotation of a GenBank genome assembly. Lineage: Eukaryota; Fungi; Glomeromycota; Glomeromycetes; Diversisporales; Gigasporaceae.
AUGUCAAAUUGGCCUUUACCAAGUCCAGAUAUUCAAUACUUUCUUCGUACUCUUCCAGCUCAAAAUUCUGCUGGUCAUCCGCUUGGCCCUCUUUGGCAAGCUUUUCAUCUAGUCCAAACUGAUAAAAAACCAAAAGCAAAAUGCAUUUUUUGUAGUCCUGAUAAACCUAUAUCAGAUCAACAACUUGGCAUUUCAUCGGAUGAAUCAAUUAUACCUUCUAUGUCAGCUUCGAAUUGUUCAAUUGCUUCUAUACAAGCAAAUCAUUUUUUUUCACCACCACCAGUUGAUAUAAAUGAAUCUAAUAAUUUAUUAUUAGAAGCUAUAAUAGAAGGUGGAGCUCCUCUUUCUUUUGUAGAAUCAAAAAAAUUUAAACAGUUUGUUUAUUCAAUCAAUACACGUUAUCAUGUUCCAGCAAGAAAGCAACUUUCAAAUAAAAUUCUUGAUGUUUAUAAAAAAGUUCAAAAAUCAAUUUAUCAAUUUAUUUGCAAGUUUAAUUGGAUUUCUAUUGUGAUAGACAGAUGGACAAACAUUCGUCAAGAUCAUAUUAUAAAUUUUAUGGCUAUUGGAAAAAAUCGACAAGUUGAGCUAGUAAAAAUUAAGGAUACUUUUGGUGAAAGUCAAAAUUCGAUGGUUAUUUUUAGAGAUUUAGAGAAUACUGUAAUUCAAGUUGGCAUUGAAAAAAUUAAUGCAAUUAUUACUGAUGGAGCAGCUAAUUAUGUUCGUAUAAAGGCAAUGUUUAAUCAACAAUAUUCAAGAAUUUUAUCUUUGCCAUGUACUGCACAUGAAUCAAAUUUGUUAGUUGGAGAUAUGUUAAAACAUACAUAUAUGAAAUUAACUAUUAGUUUGACUAAUUCUUUUUUUGUGUCUCUACAACAGGUGCAAAAUAAUGAACAAUAUUUAAAAGAUACAGCAUAUGAAAUGGGAUCACGAUUAGAUAAAUAUAUCAUAUCAAUUCUUAAAGAUAAUGUAUUUUGGAAUCAUUUGCAAAAUAUUAUUCAUAUAUUGGAAUUGUAUUCACAUAUUCCAAUUAUUUUAGAAUCUCAACAUGCUACUCUUGCAGAUGUUCUUUAUUUAUGGGCUUGA